AUUAAUUGGUCUAUUUUCUGGUCUCACUUUGCUGUAUGUAUCUCUAUUCUCUAUCAUUAUCAUGUGACUGAUAGAUUCUUCUUCACACUGCAAACACUGAGUCAUUACUCAAAAGGACUAAAAACUUGGUUCUAUGGAGAAAGGAGCAAUGGUUUUUCCUUUUCCAAUAGCAGUUUCUUGUCUUUUUAUUAUCGUCCAUAUUUUUGCUAAUUCUGUUUCAGGUAGCCUAGUUUUCAACUUCUAUGCAGCUUCAUGCCCCACAGCAGAACUCAUUGUGAGAAACACAGUCAGUUCAUCUUCUUCUUCUGAUCCUUCAAUUCCUGGGAAGCUACUUCGCUUGGUUUUCCAUGAUUGCUUUGUGGAGGGAUGUGAUGCCUCUUUGAUGCUACUAGGGAAUAAUACUGAAAAAAGUGAUCCAGCAAAUAGGUCUGUUGGAGGAUUUUCGGUUAUAGAAUCAGCAAAAAGAGUCCUUGAGUUCCUUUGUCCUGGAACAGUUUCUUGUGCUGACAUAAUUGCUUUGGCUGCUAGAGAUGCUGUUGAAAUUGUCGGUGGUCCUAUGAUUGAAAUUCCCACAGGGAGAAGAGAUGGAAUGGUUUCAGUUGCUUCAAAUGUCAGACCCAACAUUUUGGACACCAGUUUUACAAUGGAUGAGAUGAUUAACCGUUUCUCUAGUAAAGGGUUGUCCUUAUUUGACCUUGUCAUCCUUUCAGGGGCUCACACCAUAGGAGCAGCUCAUUGCAGCUCAUUCAGGGAUAGGUUCCAAGAAGACUCAAAGGGAAAGCUCACACUCAUUGACAAAACCCUUGACAAUACCUAUGCAGACGAGCUAAUGAAAGAGUGUCCCUUAAGUGCAAGCCCUUCUGUUACAGUUAACAAUGAUCCUGAAACAUCCAUGGUCUUUGACAACCAGUACUACAGAAAUCUUCUCACCAACAAAGGGUUGUUCCAAUCUGAUUCUGCUCUGCUAAGUGACAAUAGAACAAGGAAAUUUGUGGAGGACUUGGCAAAUGAUCAAGAGUUUUUCUUUGAAAGUUGGGGCCAGUCUUUCUUAAAGCUCACUAGUAUUGGAGUCAAAACUGGUGAUGAGGGUGAAAUUAGAAGUUCUUGUGCAUCAAUUAAUGCAUAAAAAUAUAUAUUAUAUAAAAUAGUGCAGCAACCAAGGUUCUCUAAGCAUAAUGGAAAAUAAAAAACAGCCACAAAGUUUUUAUACCAUGUAAACAAAAACACAACUUAUGUAGACGACUUUGUUGUGUUGAUCUACCGGUUUUCUUAAUUCUUUCUUGCCAUCUGA
This is a messenger RNA of Glycine soja, 1291 nucleotides long. RefSeq names its product peroxidase 46-like. Bases 134 to 1126 code for a protein of 330 amino acids. Gene Ontology annotation, molecular function: peroxidase activity; heme binding. NCBI's taxonomy places the organism in Eukaryota, Viridiplantae, Streptophyta, Magnoliopsida, Fabales, Fabaceae. Gene Ontology annotation, biological process: response to oxidative stress; hydrogen peroxide catabolic process. The transcript is spliced from 4 exons. The record is from RefSeq and is a predicted model, not a curated record.